GCGCGUCUCGGUGGCUGGGGGCGGGUUUGGUCGGGCUGAAGAGAGCCGGCGGUUCCUCCCCGGAGCCCCCUCUCCCCCAAAAACUUUACUUGAAGUGAGAGAGGGUGGACGCCAGUUCACCAGUGCGUAAGGAUCCCGACUGUUCCUAAGGCCUGUUUCCUUGUCGUGUUGGGAAUUGACUCCAUUGAGGUGCAUCCUUGUCCGGCUUUCGUUUUUUGGGCAGGCAUUGUAGGGUUUCAUAUACGUUUUUAGGUCGUGUGCAGAACAAUGCGUAGGACGUACAUGUUUGCGGGAUCUUAAUAAAAUGAAUUGCCAGGUUCUCAAGAGUUCCUCCGCCCAUGCCAUCUCUAGCCUGAUUUUUGUGACAGCCACUGUAUUGCUUUCCCCUUUAGGUUUACCGAAUGAGUGUGCAUAUAGUGUAGUUUUCCUUUGAGUUUGAACUUUUAUGAAUGGACCCAUAUUGUGAGUUUUGGCCUUUAAAUACUAUUGUAUUAUCUGCAAAUUCCCUUGAUUGUCUAAGAUUCCAUUGUGUGGAUACAGCCUUAUAUCCAUUCUGCUGUUGAUGUGCACUUUGUUCCAGUGUAGGGUGUCUCAGAACAAUGCUGUGAUAAACAUUCUUCUACCUGGAUCUUAAUGCAAAGGUGUUGGCGUUUUCAAGACACCAAGAAACAAGAUAGAUGCUUUGGAGUCCUAGGAGAAUUGUGGAUUCAAAAGGUGCAGAAAUACCUUUAGCAAUCCUACCUUUGAAUCUCCUCUGCUUGUGACUUCUGUGUGGGUGCCCCUGGAUCUUUGUCAGACUAGAGUUCCUGCAUUCCGUACUAAACUGUUUCUGUAGAAACCUGUGUCACCUUUCAGUGACUACAUCUUGUUGGUUAAAGAGGCUACAGCAGAGUUCAAAAGAUUUCAGGGCUGAGAGAAAUUGCACUGAUAGGUAAUGAACCAGACCAGUGCCAGGAAGGAGCUGCUGGAGUCAGGCUUUGAGAGUGAAGCCAGAGUCCGUCCAGCCACAAGACCUGUAAUGGCCAAACACUACAGUGAAGUCGCCAGUCUGCGACAGGACGACUCGGUUAUAGAGGGAGUGAGCGAUCAAGUGCUUGUGGCUGUGGUGGUCAGCGUUGCUUUGGUGGCUACUCUCCUAUAUGCUCUUUUCAGAAAUGUACAGCAGAACAUUCAUCCAGAAAACCAAGAACUAGUCAGGGUGCUUCGAGAGCAACUUCAAACAGAGCAGGAUGUCCCUGCUCCUCCUCGACAGCAGUUCUACACUGAAAUGUACUGUCCAAUCUGCUUACAUCAGGCCUCCCUUCCUGUUGAAACAAACUGUGGACAUCUUUUUUGUGGUUCCUGCAUAAUUGCAUACUGGCGAUAUGGGUCCUGGCUUGGUGCAAUCAGUUGUCCAAUCUGUAGACAAACGGUAACUCUACUGCUCACAGUCUUUGGUGAAGAUGAUCAGUCUCAGGAUGUUGUAAGACUGCAUCAAGAUGUUAAUGAUUAUAACCGGAGAUUCUCAGGGCAGCCUAGAUCUCUUAUGGAAAGAAUCAUGGAUCUCCCCACCUUGCUGAGACAUGCCUUCAGGGAAGUGUUUUCAGUUGGGGGUCUCUUCUGGAUGUUCCGAAUUAGGAUAAUGCUUUGUUUAAUGGGGGCUUUUUUCUAUCUAAUAUCACCUCUAGAUUUUGUACCUGAAGCCUUGUUUGGAAUUCUGGGCUUUCUAGAUGACUUCUUUGUUAUUUUUUUGUUGCUUAUCUACAUCUCUAUUAUGUAUCGAGAAGUGAUAACCCAAAGACUGACUAGAUGAAAAUUAGUUUACUAGAAUAUCUGCGCUUACAUAAAAAAAUCAGGCAGAAAGAUCCAUGGCAGUAUCCAUCAUCCAAAUACUAUUUUACAAGCUUAAAACAUUUGGUUAUCAUUUGACAAAUGCCUAACAAUAUACAACUGGAAUAUUUACAUCCUGCGGGUUCUAGUGAUAAGAUCAGAUUUACAGUGAUCUACAGUUGUAUCUCAAGUCUGUCUCUGUAAAGUUUGAAACCAAUUGGAAAGGGAUACUUUGUUAUUUUUCCUUUCUGCAAAUUACUUAGCUUAGUUAGGUACAUAGUUCAGUAUUGCUAAAUGUACAAAUCAUCAUCCUCAGUGGAUACCCAUACAAUAAUAGAGAACUUUGAAACUUAUCUAAAUAUUUUUGUUGAAGUCAAAUAUUGUAU
Myodes glareolus (Bank vole) is the source of this 2195-nucleotide messenger RNA. RefSeq names its product ring finger protein 170 (gene Rnf170). Gene Ontology annotation, molecular function: ubiquitin protein ligase activity. Lineage: Eukaryota; Metazoa; Chordata; Mammalia; Rodentia; Cricetidae. The record is from RefSeq and is a predicted model, not a curated record.